CUGAAGGUGAAUGCUUUGGUCGUUUUGUCAAAAAUGUACUGACCGAAAGCGCAGACCUCAGUCGGAUGGGGAACUUACGGGCACUUUCCAUGCGUCAUUGAAAUACGUAAUUUGGAAUGUUUUUGAAGGAGGAGUUAGAUUAGUGACAGACGCUUGACUUGGCCAAUCAUAGUGAGUUACGACGACAUGGCUUGUUUAUUUUAGGGUAGCGUGUCACACGUAAUGCUCAUUCACUCUACUACAACGACGACAACAACAUUGAAGAUAUGGAGACGCUACUCAACAUGUGAGAUUUUCGAAGUUCGAAGAAAUACAUUAGAGGUGGAAAAUGAAGCCUUUACAUACAGUUCAGCUGAAGACGGAGUGUAGUCUAUUUGUGGCUUUUGACGAAGAAUAUCUGAAUACGUGAGGAAUAAAUGUAAUUGUUGAUCGGGAAAAUGGCUUCGCGUGUUAGUACUAUGAGGAGUUCUCAUCGUAAUACGAUGGAGAGGUUUGGCGACGGAGGUAUGGCACUUAUACCGUGGACGAAGCAGAUACUGACGGUACUCUGGGAAAACCUUCGGCUGUUGGUCCAGGUCAUUUACUACAGCUGCUUGUCAGUUUUCCAGAUGUUCAGGUUUGAAGUCCAUUUGAGAAUCACGGACGAGACUGGUCAACACGUCCAACACAUGACCACGGCAGCAAAUCCAGCCGAAUCCUUUCUCUUCUCGUCAUUGUUUGACAGUGACCAAAGCAUUAUGCUUGCUGGCUCUAACCCCUUAUCGAAUUUCUGCGGAGACGUGGGCGAAAACUUCUCUGGGAAUUCUCACGCAGGUGCUCUUCUAUCCAGCCUGAGGGCUGAGGAUCUGUGCUGCGGCUUGGUGGACGACUUCGUGUCCCGUGCCACGAUGGAUAGCGACGAUGGACUUUGCCUUGGACACCACCCAAGCUGGAAACUUGGCUUUCCAGGGGAUUGGAAUCUGUUUGUGAGCAGCACUGACCACAGCUCCAGUGCAGGUGAUAUGUGUGGCGAGAACGUUUUUGACACCGUGGAGGGGGAUACAGAUCUUAACUGGGGGAAGGACAGUGAGAGAAACACAAACGAAUUUGACAACGAGGACAGUAAAGCACUUUGGGAGUCCCUGUCAAUAUCCAGUGACCCCUACAACCCCUUCUCUUUCUCUGCCUGCAUUUCAACCUGCUCCAAUAUGGGGAAGUCAAUAAAUGAAGAUUGUGAGGGCAGUGGGCCCGGGGAAGCUUUUCAUGAGACCCCUGGUGGCUUGAACUUCUGGGCCAGUCGUUCAGACAGCGAGAGCAGCUGGGGCAGCUCUGAUGGCUCAUGCGCAGACCUAGACAAAGAGGAGAGCGAGAGGCUCUGGGAGCUCUUCACCAAUCCGGCCGAUCCAUACAACCCAAUGUGUUUCACAGCUACUGUAGAAAGCUCAAUCCCACACACAGUCAGAGCAACUACAUACUCCCAAGAGCCAGAAACGUUCUCAACCCUAACCACGUGUUCUGACACAGAGACCGUGGACACUUUCUCCUCAGAGCCAGAAACGUUCUCAACCCUAACCACGUGUUCCGACACAGAGACCGUGGACACUUUCUCCUCAGAGCCAGAAACGUUCUCAACCCUAACCACGUGUUCUGACACAGAGACCGUGGACACUUUCUCCUCAGAGGAUGAUGUGGAGGAGAAGCUUUGGCGGUCCCUGUCCCAAAACCAUGACCCUUAUCACCCUCUGAACUUCCGUGCCUGCCUCCAGACAUCUCCUAUAACUGAAGACCCACCUGUUUUUAGAAAAGGCGACCCACUCGCCCUACAGAGCUGCCCCACACCGGCAGCACACAACCAGGGAAAGCAAAGAGACUUUGUGGCAGAAAGCCCCCGAGCACCCAUUCCCAGAAGGCCUCUUCUGCCCAAAAAGCAGCGGAAGCAGCACUCCCACCCAGCUACUACAGUGGUGCCCUGGAGGAGACCCGAAACUGAAGCGACAAAGCAGAAGGACAGCCAAGCUCAGAAAAAGGUGCGGUUCUCUCCACUGGUCCAAGUCCAUGUGAUGCAUACUUGGCCCUUUGCUCGUCAGGCAUCUCGCAAAGGCCCAUGGGAAGAGCUAGCCCGUGACAGAGACCGUUUCCGAAGGAGAAUCCAGGAAACUGAGCAGGCUAUUGGCUACUGCUUCAGUCAAUCACACAGAGAGAAGAUUCGGGCCAAUCUCUAAUUCACGAACUCUCAACCUAAAUGUUUUACCAUCAUUUUCUAACGAGAACUUUUGAUUGGUUGCAAUGCAACACAUGUUUAUAGGUCAAUUAUUUAUGAAAAGAUGUUGGUCCUAUACUUAGGACCAUAGAAUUUGCUAACAAAUUCUUCAUGCACUGUACCUCAACACUCAUAUGCGACUGUUGCACUGAUUUCAUAUUGCAUAUAGUUAUUAACCUCAAACUGAAUGUUUGUAAUAUUAUUUUGUAUGCCUUGCAGCCUGACCCAGCAAUCUAAUUUAUUAAUGCCCUAUGGAGCUGGUUUUUGUAUUGUUGUAAUAGGUAUCUGUUUGAAAUGUAAACUCAGAUCAGUGGUGUUUAGAACUAACAUGAUUAAUUAGCAGGUGCUAUCUGUGGUCAUACCGUAGCUAAUAAAUAGUAGUUUCACACCAUAA
This is a messenger RNA of Esox lucius (northern pike), 2633 nucleotides long. Its product is annotated as protein phosphatase 1, regulatory subunit 15B. Gene Ontology annotation, cellular component: endoplasmic reticulum; protein phosphatase type 1 complex. Gene Ontology annotation, molecular function: protein phosphatase regulator activity. Gene Ontology annotation, biological process: response to endoplasmic reticulum stress. The record is from RefSeq and is a predicted model, not a curated record. NCBI's taxonomy places the organism in Eukaryota, Metazoa, Chordata, Actinopteri, Esociformes, Esocidae. Bases 438 to 2201 code for a protein of 587 amino acids. The transcript is spliced from 3 exons.